GCCAGCGGCCGGCAGAGAGGCAGCCGCAGUCUCGGCUGGGACCAUGAAGCGGGACGUGCGGAUCCUGCUGCUGGGCGAGGCCCAGGUGGGGAAGACCUCCCUGAUUAUGGCCCUGGUGGGCGAGGAGUUCCCUGAGGAGGUUCCCCCUAGAGCUGAAGAGAUCACAAUUCCAGCUGAUGUGACUCCUGAGAAGGUGCCCACCCACAUUGUUGAUUACUCAGAAACAGAACAGACAGAGGAAGAACUACAGGAUGAAAUCCACAAGGCAAAUGUGGUAUGCAUGGUAUAUGAUGUCUCUGAGGAUUCCACCAUUGAGAAGAUCCGAACAAAGUGGAUUCCAUUGGUGAAUGGAAGAUCAGAAAAAGGGCCCAGAAUCCCUAUUAUUCUAGUAGGGAACAAGUCAGACCUACGCUCUGGGAGUUCCAUGGAGACCAUUCUUCCAAUCAUGAACCAGUUUUCUGAGAUAGAGACCUGUGUAGAGUGUUCUGCCAAGAACUUGAAAAACAUCUCAGAACUGUUCUAUUAUGCUCAAAAGGCAGUUUUGCACCCUACAGCCCCUUUGUAUGAUCCAGAGGAGAAGCAGCUAAGGCCAGCUUGUGCUCAAGCGCUCACUCGCAUCUUCAGACUCUCUGACCAGGACAACAACCAGGUGCUGAGUGAUGAUGAGCUUAAUUACUUUCAGAAAUCAUGUUUUGGAAAUCCUUUGGCACCCCAAGCCCUGGAGGAUGUGAAAAUGGUGGUGUGUAAGAAUACAACAGAUGGCGUGAAGGAUGAUGGGCUGAGCUUGGAUGGCUUCCUCUUUCUGAAUACCCUCUUCAUUCAGAGGGGCCGUCAUGAGACCACCUGGACCAUCCUACGCCGCUUCGGCUAUGACGAUGAGCUGGAGCUGACUGAUGACUAUCUUCAUCCACUGAUCCGUGUUCCUCCUGGCUGUACCACUGAGCUCAAUCACUUUGGUUACCAAUUCUUGCAAAAGAUGUUUGAGAAGCAUGACAAGGACCAAGAUGGAGCCCUCUCCCCUUCUGAGCUUCAGAGCUUCUUUAGUCCAUUCCCUUCUCUGCCUUGGGGCCCUGAACUCUACAACACGGUAUGCACCAAUGAUAAAGGCCUGCUUUCCCUGCAUGGAUUCCUCUGCCAGUGGACGUUAGUAGCCUACCUGAACAUUCACCACUGCCUGGAGCACCUUGGUUACCUGGGUUACCCUAUCCUGUGUGAACAAGACUCUCAGACACAUUCCAUCACAGUCACUCGAGAGAAGACGAUGGAUCUGGAAAAGGGACAAACUCAGAGGAAUGUCUUCCUCUGUAAAGUGAUUGGUUCUCGGGGUGUAGGCAAGUCAGCAUUCCUACGGGCUUUCCUUGGGAAGAACUUAGAGGUGAGAGAACAAUCCUUCUAUGCCAUCAACACAGUGCAAGUCAACGGGCAGGAGAAAUAUUUAAUACUGUUUGAAUCAGAAGCAGACACACAAUUGACCACAGCAUCCAGUGUAGCCUGUGAUGUUGCCUGCUUGAUGUUUGCUGUGGACGACCCUAAAUCCUUCAUCUACUGCACCAGUAUUUAUAAGCAAUACUACAUGGAUGGACAGAUCCCUUGCCUCUUUGUUGCCACCAAGUCUGAUCUGCCAGAAGUGUUCCCACAACAUGGGUUGUCCCCAGCUGAGUUCUGCUACAGGCACCACCUCCCUCCACCAUGUUUCUUCACCAGCAUUGGCCCCAGUGCUCCUAGCACCACUGUUUUCACUCGGCUGGCAACUUUGGCUGCUUUCCCGCAAUUGAGUGAUUUAGAACUUCGAACAGCUUCCUUUUGGCUCCGGAUGACCCUGGGGGCCACUGUGGCUGCAGUUAUUGGAUUCACCCUUUACAAGACUCUGGUGAAGAACAAGUAAGGGGAAGGUCUGGGUCCCACCAGACACUGAUGCUGCAGUUGGCUUCUCUUCAUCCUGCCAGGACAGAUCAGGGUUACCCACGCACUGGAGGAGCACUCCCUGAUGAUUUCUCCCUGCCUCUGCCUCAGAGCCCAUUAUAUUAUAGCCUCAACUGGCAUUUCACGAUGCACUCUUCCCAUCUCACUAAGUCCUCUAAACUCUGUGUUCCCAAUCUCAGGGCCCUUCGGAGGGGCUGAGGAAGCAGAGGGACCUCCAAGAUCAUAGCUUGUUUAGAAUUUUUAAAGUUUUCAGGCUCAGUCUCCUAAAGAAGGCACCUACCUCUAUCUGUCUGGAAGGGAGGCUUGGGACUGGCUUCAGACAUUGGUGGGACCUCUCUGCCUUCCCUGCUUGAUUUUAGGGUGGCAUACCUGAGGGGAGGGGAACCAGCAAAACCCCAGCAGAACCCCACAGUGGUCAACCGGAAGAUAUUUCCUCCUGAUCCCAACCUUUAACCUAGGAUUACAAUGGGGAGAUUUGGCACCCAGGGAGACUGUAGAAAUACAGUCUUUGGGGUUCUCAGCCGUUCGGUCUCCUUCCAUUAGGCAUAAACUGUACCCCAGUUCACACUUACUCAUCUGACAUGCUGAUUCCCAAAUUGGAAUCUCUAGCAAUGUUCUGGGCCACAUCUCUUCUCUUUCCCGGGCCCGCUUAGAUGUUCCCAAAUCUCCAGCUUCCUUCUCUCAGCCUCAUGCCUUUGGGUAUAAAGUGUCACAUACUUUGCUGUGUUCUGAGAGUUUGUGCCGUGCUGGCAUUAUAGAACUGAAUUCCAAAAGAUCCUUAGUUGGGAGGCUAGGAGGCUUAUGGAUUCAAACUGGAAUUCUCCUUAGGCAAUCUCCAUCUCUGGGUCAUCUUCUCCUUCCCUUCCUCAUCAGGCUUGGGGCUCUAAGGUUUCCUAAGCUCAAAAGCAGGCUGAAGCUCAUGGCUCUGGGAAUUAGGACAGAAUCAGGAGAUAGCCCCUGGAGCAAAGGAGGCCAUUAAGGAUUUUUCCACCAUGAGUGACCCAGAUUUUGGACUAAUGAAAUAAUCAUCCCGUGUUCACCACUUCAGUAUGCAUACACGUUAGGGCAUGAAAAAAAAAAGUCAUUUUGUUUCCCAUUUAAACUGGAAAUUCUAUCUUUUCUAUGACUAAGACCUCAUGCUUUGAAAAAUGUCUUUUUGUGUCAGCCUAAAACAUGUCUCUUCAUCCUCAAUCUUAGCGUGGGCUGGAAUCCUCUUGACAUGCCUCUCUCUUCUCUCCCUGUUUCAAUUUUCUCUCCCUCUAUCUUUUUUUAUAAAUACAUAUUUCUUGACAUCCUCCACUAGGAAUGAUUGCCCCAUCGCAUCUGUGUCUGUUGCCCAUCCCUUCCCUGCUGGCACUCAUCUGACCGUGAGUCGGAGGCAGGGUUAGAAAGGCAACCAAUUAAGCAAGGAGCAAGCACUUGGACCUUUCAAGUAUACUCAGGGUAGGGCAGUUUACGUUGUGCUAUUGCAAUAGUGUUAUGUAAACUACCUUUUUAUGCAGUAAUCUAUUUUCAAAAUAGGAUCUAUUUUAGAACCAUAGCCUGGUUCUAUAUAUCUGGAGCAGUGGUGUAUGCUUGGUACACUGACAUCAAGGGUCCGUGUUAAUUGUUUAGUUUACUUUAAAGGAGAGGCUUCAUGUAUUUAUAAUAGAUAUUUGCCAUAUGAGGCCGACAGAGCUGUGAUGUUCCUUUAUGAGCUGAAGAAAAGGGAUACAGCAUUUCCUUACAACAAUCUCUCAAACUUCUCCAGCCCCUAGAUUAUAAGCAGAGGCACAAGGAUAUAGCCAGAAGAGAGUUAUUGGUAUUGAUCCACCAUCUACCAGCUAGGAUCUUUGUCCUGGGUUUGGCCCUUUGUAGCUUUGCUUUGUAAUGUCAUUGAGGGAGCCUGUGGGGCUUAUAAGGCAGGACUUGGUGGUCAGAGGGCUGGAUGAGAGAAAUUUUGGCCAUCUUCAUCUUCUAAAUAAAUAGCCCCUCAACAUUUGUCCUUGAGGCUGAGGGCCAUUUUGGUAGGGAUUAAUUCAACAAUAGAAAAUACAGGACCAAAGCUGCAUUGUGUCCAAGAAGAGAACCAACUUGGGUUGAGUGUCCAUUUUUUCUUUGGGAUGUGGCUUUCAGUGUUGAAGGGAACAGGAAAAGGCCCUACCUCAUGGGUUUGAGGAGUGGGGAGUGGACUUCUGGUUCCCUGUGUCCUGAUUCCCAGUUUGGGAACAGAUUCCUCUUGAGAACCAGUGUCCCAGUCUAGAAUAAUAUAUGAGAAGAAUUGGUGUUUUCAUAGUUAUAACGGGCUUUUCCUGGGAGUGGGAAAAAUUGAUACUUGCUGUCAGGAGACCCUGCUGGUCACUAGCCUUCACUGGUAGAGUCUGGGUAACUGGAUUCUCUUAGCUUCAACAUGGCUUUGAUGAUUCUAGCCAAGAUCCUCAUCCCAGGAUAUCUCCUUUUAUUACUGACCUGCUCUCCAUGCUGCUCUAACAUCAUUUGGACCAGCAUCCUACUGACAAGGCUGUUCCUGUCUAGCCCAGGAGGAAAAGUCUGGGUUGGAACCCCAAGAAAUGCCACUUUUCACCUGCUUUUUUGUGUUUGAGUAUCAUGUUCAUUGUCCAAAGCCAUAUGAUUUUAUGAUGGGAUAAACACUUUUCAAUAAAAUAAGUGUUUGUGCACACCAA
Gracilinanus agilis (Agile Gracile Mouse Opossum) is the source of this 4586-nucleotide messenger RNA. RefSeq names its product ras homolog family member T2 (gene RHOT2). Lineage: Eukaryota; Metazoa; Chordata; Mammalia; Didelphimorphia; Didelphidae. Gene Ontology annotation, biological process: regulation of mitochondrion organization; mitochondrion organization; small GTPase-mediated signal transduction. Gene Ontology annotation, molecular function: calcium ion binding; GTPase activity; GTP binding. Gene Ontology annotation, cellular component: mitochondrial outer membrane. The coding region runs from base 44 to 1885 and encodes 613 amino acids. The transcript has 19 exons. The record is from RefSeq and is a predicted model, not a curated record.